Molecule: messenger RNA, 1382 nt
Organism: Gorilla gorilla gorilla (western lowland gorilla)
Lineage: Eukaryota; Metazoa; Chordata; Mammalia; Primates; Hominidae
Exons: 3
Coding region: 1-747 (248 amino acids)
Source: RefSeq, a predicted model, not a curated record
AUGGGUACACAGAGGGCUGUCAGAGAAGAGCUCCUCCGAAGCCGCCGCCAUUUUCCGCCCCCGCCGGAUCGCUGCUGUGCCUAUGCAGCCGCUCGCUUCCCUACUCUGCAGCCUGAGCCACGGGCGCCGCCCGGCCCUAAGAGGGAGGCCUUGGCCGGAACGUGCGGGGACGGCAGCUGCAACGUCAGGAAGGCCAGGCUCCGACCCCGCCCGCAGUGCCCCGGCGCCGACAGCUUGCGCCAGCCGGCGGGAGCUAGCGGGCAGCGAGGGGGCCGGACAGGCUCCACUGGGCGGAGCGGCCCUGGCGGCGGUUGGAACCUGAAGGUUCCAUCGCACUUACUUCCUGUUUUGGGUCCGGGCACUUUGGAAGAACCAGGAUGGAGGCUCCAAAAAAUACCAGGAUGGAGGAAGCAGCCACGGGCGAGAGUGGCUGCAGCUGGAGUGAGCGAGCGCGACGAGCCACCGGAAACGGAGCUGCGGCCGCGCCCCGCCCCCAGCUCCCCGCACGCUGCCCCUCCCGUUCGUCUGUCCCGCUGGCGGCCCCGCGUGCUGGCUGUACGCAUCACUUCCGGCUGUGUCGGCGCGCGAAAAAAGGUCCUGGGUUGGAAUGUUUGUACUGGUCUGUGGCGGUGGUUGUUGGCUGUCCUGCCAGGAAAACUCGGCACUGACUAUCCCACUGCUGAUGCUGUAAAAGAGGUCCUUCUGCUAUGGCGCAACUGUGGUUCCUCUGGUUCUGGGGACACUUAGGCCUCGCGUGCCGAUUUUCAUAGUUCCCUGUGGCUCCGAGCCGAGGGAGCCGCGGUGUGGAACGGAGGGAACCAGUGAUCUCAGUGCUGAAGAAAACAGGGAGUGUGUGUCUUCAUACUUGAUUUGCCUUACCGCAGGGGCAUAAUAUGAGAUGUCUGGGCGUGUUAAGUCGUUCUUGAUGAAAUGUGUCCUCUGUGAAUGUAGUCUCACUGUUAGACUAGGAAGAUGCUGUUUCGCUGUGCCCAGUUCCUCUUAAAAGUACAGAUGCUCCUUGGGUUGCAGCCGUAUAAACCCAUCCUAAAUCGAAAAUGCGUUUUAAUACCCUUAUAAACGAAAAGGAUAAAUAAGCCUUUGGGUUCUGUAAUGUGAGCCAGCAUUCUUUGAGUGCGUAUGUGACAGGAACCAAAGAGAAGUGAAGGAAUGUGUCCAAGGGCUCCCAAGUUGGCGGUGGAAUUAGAAUUGAAGCCUCGGCUCCAAAGCCUGUGUUCUGAACUACCCGGUUGCAGUUCACAAAAUACACUUUGGCAGUACUUUCAUAACGAAAGCAAAUGAUUACAACCAGUUUACAAAUGCUUUGCUUUACUGGAGGAUCGACAUGUUUGACUAAUUUUCAAAAAUAAAUCUCAGAAGCAGCA